CUUGUACCCUUCGAUUUCGUUGAAAGUUUGCUAAAAGAUACUGUAAAUUAUUUUUAUGUCUUCUACGGACAGCGAAAAUAUUAUAUACUAUUAUUAAUUUGUCGUCUGAAUCCUGUGUGACACCACGACGACGCCGUUAACCGCCGUCGCUGUGUCUCUCUUUCUCUCACUCUGUCCAUAGAUCUGAGCUUUUUCUAUCAUUACUUUUUUGGAUCGCUAUCAUCCAAAUCUGAAGAAUUCCCAAGGUUUAGCUCAAUUCCGGGUUUUGGCAAAUAAUAUACUCGACGAAACUCUAGUCUGUAGAGGAAGGUUUAGGAUUUGAUCUCUAUCUCUGGUUUCGAAAGCAUGGUUGCUCCUGUGCCUCCAGGGGCACCUAGACCCAACAACCAGCAGUAUCCCGGGCCACCUAAUUUCUACCCUGGUUCACAAGGGCACUCAAAUCCUUUAGCUGACAAUAUGCAGAACUUGAGCUUGAAUCGACCACCUCCAAUGAUGCCUGGUUCAGGUCCCAGACCACCUCCUCCGUUUGGUCAGUCACCACAAUCUUUCCCUCAACAGUCCCCUGCUUAUGGAGUUCCGCAACGUGGACCUUCACCCAUGUCCCGGCCUGGACCUCCUGCUGGGCUGGCAAGACCUGGCGGUCCACCUCCGGUAUCACAAACAGCUGGAUUUCAGUCAAAUGUACCCUUGAACAGACCUACUGGUCCACCUUCUAGUCAGCCACCAUUUGGCUCUAGACCGUCAAUGACUGGAGGACCAGUGGCACAGCCUGUUGCCUCUUCUAGUGGGUUUCCAGCUUUUGGUCCAUCGGGUAAUGUAGCUGCAGGUCCUCCUCCAGGAGCUCCCCCAAUAUCAUUUGGUUCACCUCCACCUGUCGGAUCUGGCAUGUCUAUGCCUCCCUCGGGCAUGCUUGGUGGUCCAGUCAGUAAUGGGCAUCAAAUGGCUGGUUCAGGGGGGUUUCCGAGGGGAACCCAGUUUCCCGGUGGUGCUGUUACAACUCCACAGACACCCUAUGCGCAGCCUCCUUCAAGACCUUUCCCUCGGACUGCACCUUCAAUGCCGCCACCAGCAACCUUUCCUGGAGCCCCUCAUGGCAGACCAGCGGUAUCAGGCUUGCCUUAUGGUCCACCAUCAGCGCAGGUUGCCCCACCACCUCUAGGUUUUCCUGGCCCAAUGCAACCACCAAGAUAUGGAAUGGGUCCUUUGCCAAAUCAGUCGAUGACCAACAUACCCACUGCCAUGGGCCAACCUGGUGCCGCUGCUCCUGGUGGACCCGCAAGAAUUGAUCCUAAUCAAAUCCCAAGGCCAGGUUCAAGCUCCAGCCCAACUGUGUUUGAAACGCGUCAGAGUAAUCAGGCUAAUCCUCCCCCGCCUGCUACUAGUGAUUAUGUUGUUCGAGACACCGGAAAUUGUAGUCCACGUUACAUGAGGUGCACGAUCAAUCAGAUCCCAUGUACAGUUGAUCUUCUGUCUACAUCUGGAAUGCAACUGGCGCUGAUGGUCCAACCGCUGGCUCAAUCUCAUCCAUCUGAAGAGCCUAUACAAGUUGUCGACUUUGGUGAGGGUGGACCUGUACGAUGUUCACGCUGUAAGGGUUACAUAAAUCCUUUCAUGAAGUUCAUUGACCAAGGAAGGAAGUUCAUCUGUAAUUUCUGUGGAUACACUGAUGAGACUCCCCGUGACUAUCACUGUAAUCUGGGUCCAGAUGGUAGACGUAGGGAUGUUGAUGAAAGACCUGAGCUGUGUAGGGGAACCGUUGAGUUUGUUGCUACAAAAGAAUACAUGGUACGGGAUCCAAUGCCAGCAGUGUAUUUUUUCCUCAUUGAUGUCUCAAUGAAUGCUAUACAAACAGGUGCUACUGCAGCUGCUUGCAAUGCAAUUCAGCAAGUACUUUCAGACCUUCCUGAAGGUCCUAGGACAUUUGUUGGAAUUGCUACAUUUGACUCAACAAUCCACUUCUAUAAUUUGAAACGUGCACUGCAACAGCCAUUGAUGCUCAUUGUCCCUGAUGUGCAAGAUGUCUAUACACCUUUAGAAACAGAUGUCAUUGUUCAGCUAUCUGAGUGCCGUCAACACCUGGAGCUUUUGCUGGAUAGUAUCCCAACAAUGUUUCAGGAAAGUAAAACUCCUGAAUCUGCUUUUGGUGCAGCAGUUAAGGCUGCUUUCUUGGCGAUGAAGAGUAAAGGAGGGAAGCUUAUGGUAUUUCAAUCAAUUUUGUGUUCUGUUGGUGUUGGAGCACUUUCUUCCAGAGAGGCCGAAGGGAGAGCUAACAUGUCUGCUGGUGAAAAGGAGGCCCAUAAAUUACUACAACCAGCAGACAAAACUCUAAAGACCAUGGCUAUUGAACUUGCUGAGUACCAGGUCUGUGUAGAUAUAUUUGUCACAACUCAGGCCUAUGUUGACAUGGCUUCAAUAUCCGUCAUUCCAAAAACUACUGGAGGACAGGUGUAUUGUUAUUACCCUUUCUCAGCUCUCUCAGAUCCUCCCAAGCUUUACAAUGAUCUUAAAUGGAAUAUAACUAGGCCACAGGGUUUUGAGGCUGUCAUGCGAGUCAGAUGCAGCCAGGGUAUUCAAGUGCAAGAAUACUCAGGGAAUUUCUGCAAACGCAUUCCAACUGACAUUGAUCUCCCAGCGAUUGACUGUGACAAAGCUGUAAUGGUGACGUUAAAGCAUGAUGACAAACUACAAGACGGAGCUGAAUGUGCUUUCCAGUGCGCCCUUCUGUAUACUACCAUAUUUGGAGAAAGAAGAAUCAGGGUUACCACAUUAUCACUCNGCAGAUCUCUCUGA
Camelina sativa (false flax) is the source of this 2790-nucleotide messenger RNA. NCBI's taxonomy places the organism in Eukaryota, Viridiplantae, Streptophyta, Magnoliopsida, Brassicales, Brassicaceae. The record is from RefSeq and is a predicted model, not a curated record.